Molecule: messenger RNA, 966 nt
Organism: Stereum hirsutum FP-91666 SS1
Lineage: Eukaryota; Fungi; Basidiomycota; Agaricomycetes; Russulales; Stereaceae
Exons: 7
Coding region: 1-966 (321 amino acids)
Source: RefSeq, a predicted model, not a curated record
AUGCCUUAUAUGGCGACGGGGUUUUACUACGCGCGCGAGCGUCUUUAUGUUGCUAAUGACAGGAACAAUGUUUUGCGUCUCCACGUGCUUUUCAUUCUUAAUGAUACGAUCGUCGUGUGGAGGGCUUGGGUAGUUUCAGGAAGAAGGGCCAAAUCAUGGAUCCUGGUCGCCAGCGGUGUGACAUUCGCGAUUGAGAUGGCACUGUUCAUCUACACUGCGACUCUUCCAUAUUAUGGCCCCGUAGUCAUUGAGAACGGAAUCCCAAUUUCAGAGUUCGCUCUCUUGACUCAAGUGGCCAUAUUUAUUUCUCUGUUUACCAAUGCUUGGACAACAGUGAUCAUAGGACAAAAAGCAUGGGAACACCGGGCACUUUUGAGGAGCGCUGGACUUACUCGUCUUCAUCGCACAACUACAAUGUGGAUCUUAAUCGUUCUAGUCGAGUCUAGCAUGAUUUAUUGCCUCGCUUGGCUCGUAUAUCUUGCCGCCUACGUCGGGCACCUUACGAGCUACCGGCAGACGCUCGGUGUCCAUACGUUCUUCACCGUUUAUGAUGACUUCAUGGUCCACCUUGCGGUAUGUUUGCUGUUUCCUUACACUUUCCACAGGCAUCUACCCGACCAUUAUCGUCAUCUUGGUAUCCCUCAAAAAACAUUCGGAGAGGUCAUUUCAGCGAACAAUGCCAACAAUGAGUUAUCCGCCAUUAUUUUCGAACCAGCAAGUAAGCUCAUACAGUCAGACUCCUCGGAUAGCGACACAUCAAACGGUACCAAGGAGGAGACACCGAACCCCCCACACUCCUACGAAAGCACGGAUCUUAGGCUGCCAAGCCCAGCCCACACGCCCACACCCCCCACGUUCACGAUGACGUUCGACUGGAAAGAAUCGCUAAGGGAUACUCGAAGCUCUACGACCACCGACUCAGUCAUCGAGAUCGGUGGUUCAAAGCUCAGCAAAGAAGACGUUUGA